AUGGGAUCGCUGAAGAAAUCCAUUGCCGAUCGGGGAGGGAGGAGCUCCGUGAAGGGGAGAUACGAGGUGGACAAGAGCUCAAUAUCCGCCACCUUCGCUGUCAACGUCGGUGACCUCAAGCUCAAGGCCUUCAUGACCGACGCCACCUUCGUCCACGGUCCCUCUCUCAACGGCCUCGCCCUUUCCCUCGAGAAGCUUGUCUCCUUCAUCAUCGACCACAACGUCCCCAAGAAGGAUGUAAGGUUUCAGCUCAUGAAUUCGGUGAGGAUUUUGGACAAGACGGUGAGUUUGACCUAUACGUAUGCUCGUGGGGACAAUCGGGUGGGCAUCGAUAGUUCGGUGGCGUUCGAUCUGACGAACAAGGUGUCGAUGAGUUAUGCUUUGGAUUUGGCAAAUUGUAAGGUGAAGUAUGUAUACACCCAUGAGGUGCUAAGGAGGACUGUGCUGGAGCCGUAUUAUGAUGUGUCGAAGAACUCAUGGGAUUUUGCGGUGACGAGAAAGUUUGAAGGGGGUGAUUUAGUUAAGGCUACCUACCAGACAUCAUCGAAGAAUCUCGGGCUAGAGUGGAACAAAGAGAGCCGAGCAAAUGCCAACCAAACGUCCGAUUGGCAAGGAGGGAAGUGUGCAGUUUCAAACAGAGCAUAG
This is a messenger RNA of Elaeis guineensis (African oil palm), 645 nucleotides long. Its product is annotated as outer envelope pore protein 24B, chloroplastic-like. Gene Ontology annotation, biological process: regulation of monoatomic ion transmembrane transport. NCBI's taxonomy places the organism in Eukaryota, Viridiplantae, Streptophyta, Magnoliopsida, Arecales, Arecaceae. Gene Ontology annotation, molecular function: voltage-gated monoatomic cation channel activity. The record is from RefSeq and is a predicted model, not a curated record.